Messenger RNA from Lobosporangium transversale, 1310 nucleotides. RefSeq names its product elongation factor TS-domain-containing protein. The record is from RefSeq and is a predicted model, not a curated record. The transcript has 2 exons. Gene Ontology annotation, biological process: mitochondrial translational elongation. Lineage: Eukaryota; Fungi; Mortierellomycota; Mortierellomycetes; Mortierellales; Mortierellaceae. The coding region runs from base 94 to 1245 and encodes 383 amino acids. Gene Ontology annotation, molecular function: translation elongation factor activity; protein binding. Gene Ontology annotation, cellular component: mitochondrial matrix.
CAUGAAUAUUGUGGGAAAGUGAAGUUGUUUCCUUCUCCUUCCCGCUUUGGAAACAGAGUCGAUUCAUUCCUACCCUUCAUUCACCGUCAAAUCAUGUUUCGCUCUCUGCUACGCCCAUCAGCUGCUGUCUUCAGGACUAUUCCUGCCUCACACAGUGUAAUCUUACGCCAUGCCACAACGACUGCCACACCCACAAUCAAACCCAAUAUUAAGCUCAUUGCAGAGAUUCGCAAAACAAUUGAGGGUGUUUCCAUGAUGAAGGCCAAGGAAGCUCUCAUUCAAUCGGACAACAAUCUCGAGAAGGCUCUUGAGUGGGUUCGUGAGGAUGAGGCCAAGUCAGGUAUUAAGAAAGCUGAGAAGCUUAAGGAUCGUCAGGCUCUUGAAGGUCUUAUUGGUGUUGUUGUGGGCGAAGUCGGAGAGCACGGAAACCGGGGUGCCAUUGUGGAGGUCAACUGUGAGACCGAUUUCGUCUCAAGGAAUGAUCUUUUCAAAGGACUGGUGAGCCAGAUUGCUUCUACUGCUCUUUUUGUCGUUGAUGGAUCACCUGCUAUUGGAUCAGGAACGGGUGAUCAGAAGGGGCUCAUGCAGGAGGUCCCUGUUUCAGACUUGCUGCAGGCACCCAUUCUUCCUGAUCCAGCAGCAGCAACGACGAAUGCUCAAGCACAACAGCAGGAGCUCAUUACCGUCCAGGAAUCUAUUACAAAAAUGAUUGCAAAGUUGAGCGAAAACAUUUCAUUACGUCGUUGUGCAGUCGUCAACAUCCCUGAAAAUCAGCGCGGAUUGGUCUUGACUGGAGGUGCAACACAUGGAGGCGAAAACCAUCCGAUCACUGGAAAGCUGGGAGCCAUUUCUGUCUUGACAUUAGUCUCAAAGCAAGGUGCUUCCAAGAAAGUCGUCCCCUCGAUAGCCGUUACUACUUUAUCAAGGCAGUUGACACGUCAUUUGAUUGCUUCUCCAUCACUCACCAUCUAUCAAGAAGACUGCAAGAUCCCAUUGGAAAUCUCCAACGGGGGACAUGCUCCUCCUGAAGAGGUCGAUGCAUGGUUGGAUGAGAGAGUCUUGAUGCGUCAGCCAUUUGUCUUUGGAGGUGGAAAAGUUGAGCAGGUGAUUUCAAAGAUUGCCAAAGAGGAGGGUCUGAGGAUUAAAGUGGUUGAUGCUGUGCGAUGGGAAAGAGGUGAAGGUAUGGUCAAAGCCGAGGCUGCAGACUUUGCAGAAGAAGUUAGACAUCAACUUGAGAAAAAGUAGUCAUAAAAUAGAAGCAUUUUCUUGUGCAACAAUAUAAAAUAAUUGGAUGACAAAGAGUCUGAUUU